Molecule: messenger RNA, 303 nt
Organism: Colletotrichum chrysophilum
Lineage: Eukaryota; Fungi; Ascomycota; Sordariomycetes; Glomerellales; Glomerellaceae
Exons: 2
Coding region: 1-303 (100 amino acids)
Source: RefSeq, a predicted model, not a curated record
AUGACGCUUUCUCGUAACUCGACACGCGGCUCAGUCGAUGUCAAGGUUGGGAUCGAGUGGGAAGAAAAUGCCCCAGCCCGCGACCCUCUACUGGAGCGGUACGACCUCAUCAGGAAUAAGACCCCUGAAGAACUCAAAGCACUCGACAAAGCCGUUCGAAAACGUCUUGAUUGGAAAUUCCUACCCAUGGCUAUUUCGGGCCUUCUGGCUGCCGGUAUCCUCCAGAAUAUGGACGACAUAGCUGGAAUGUCAGCAUGGCAAUGGUUCCUGCUACUUGAAGGUCAGUUGCUGUGCAUAUGGUGA